GUAAACUGCACAGAGAGGACUUCAAGUUAGAAUCUCCUGGUUUUUCACAAGAUGCUGGACUGGAGAUUAGCAAGUGCAUAUUCCAUCCUGGCCAUGACGCUGAUGAUGUGGAGCUCAGGAAAAGUGCUCUCAGUGGAUGUAGCAGCCGAGGCCUUUGAUUCUACAGUCACAGAUGUACAGUCACCACCUACAGUCAGGGAAGAGAAAUCAGCCACUGAUCUAGCAGCAAAACUCUUUCUUCUUGAACUGGUGUCCCUGGAGAAUGACGUGAUUGAGACAAAGAAGAAAAGGAGUUUCUCUGGUUUUGGGUCUCCCCUAGACAGACUCUCAGCUGGAUCUGUAGACCAUAAAGGUAAACAGAGGAAAGUAGUAGACCAUCCAAAAAAGCGAUUUGGUAUCCCCAUGGACCGGAUUGGUAGAAACCGACUUUCAAAUUCAAGAGGCUAAUUAAUUCCAAUUACGCAACGUCCGUGGGUGAAAUGUCACAGAAAUAUGAAAGAUGCUUCAAUGAAGUUCUUCACACUGUUUAUUAAAGUUUUUAAAAACUGACCUUCUGCAAAUUCUUUCCAAGGCUUGAACUUCAGUUCAUCACAUCACAGUAUUGUUAUAGCUUCAAUUAAAUUGUGCAGAUAAAUUUGAUGCCUGUAUACCUUUAAAAAAUAUGUAUAUUUUAAUUAUUCUGGUAUGGUUACUUGCCCCCCAAAUUUUACUUUUAAAAAUAGCAAUUUAAAAGCACAAUACAGUGAAAUACUUUCCAUAUGCCUUUACCAUUCACAUUUUUGCAGUUAAAGAAUAAUGAUGAAAUUCAGAUUUGCUUCUGUAAAAUUUAGAUAACAAUUUAUUUGUUCAUUAUGGGGAAUAAGAAAAGGCACUGAGGGAUGUUUUCUUUUGAGUACUUUCAUUUCUCUCUUUUCUUUUGUCAGUGAGCCUGUUGGGUAAUAAUUAUGAAAAUAGGUUUCUCUGAUCAUAUUCGAGUUUCAGUCAUGUUCAACCAAACGAAACACAGUCCCUAUGAGUAUACCGACUUAGAAUGUAAAAGUGUAAAAAGUGGAGGAUAUUCCUCAUUUUCCCCCUAUUUCUUGUCCCCCUAACAACUUUCCAUGUCUAAAUUAUACCUGAUAGUUCAUUACCUGUAGCAGUGUCUAAUUAUGAGGGAAUAGCUGCCCACAGAAGUAAAAACAAAAGAAGGGGAAAAGUUAAGGGAUUAUUAGGUAGUGAACAACCAGAGCAGGUUGGGGUCACUUAAGUGCACGUCAUUUUAGCAUAGUACAAUAAAUGAUCAGGUAUCAUGUUACCGACUCAUCUAAGAAGCCUUUUAAACCGUUUCAUGUGCUGUGUGCUUAAUAAGCCAUUGAUAAGCAUAAAGUAUUUGAACAUUGUGUCUUUAAAAUGAUUCAGAUUGUUUUUAAUUGACCUUUCCAGAGGCCUAAGUUUUCUGGAAAGCUAAAUUCUUAGCAAAGACUGUGAUAUUACUCCCAUGUAGGAGCAUAAGCCCUUUCUGCAUUGUAUAUGCUUCCAAAACACACAGAUAACUCUAUUCCCUGAACCAGAGAUUCAGCAUAAGUUACUCAGAAGAAGUUUAUCAAAGUAUCUGAAAAACACUUCUGAAAGUCUUCCUAAUCACUAUCAGUCAGGCCUGAUACAUGGGAUGAAAAAGUCUUGGCUAGCAGAGCAAAGCCUUAUUAUAGCAAAAAAGAAAGAAUGCUAUAAAAAGGUGUCUUUAUAAUAAAAGAAGAGAGAAAUGUGUAGUUGCUGAUUUUAACUAAAAAUUAAUAUACUUGUAUGAUUCGAAGAAUAAAAUGAACUAAAAGAAACAUUGUGAUGACAAAAACACAUCCAAGAAGAGCAGAAUUAAAUGACUGUUCUGCAGGAGGAGCCUGUGGCUCAAAGGAGUAGGGCACCUGCCCCGCAUGUAAUACCACAGGUGGUGGGUUCAAACCUGGCCCCAGCCAAAACUGCAAAAAAAGAAAAAAAAAAAAAAGACUGUCCUCCUUAAAAGACUAGUUGUUCUGUUAUCCAAUGUGCUUUUUAGAGACUCAGUUCAGAGGAGAUGAAAGGAAGUGACAGAAAUAGACAUUAGGAUACAUACUGGUUGUGUAUACAACGUCUUCGUUUUUCUGAAAUUUUUUCAAAUUGCAAAUAUUCAAAUUUAAGUUUAGGGAAAAAACAGUAAAUAAUGUUUCUUUAAAUUGUGAUAGAGGGCUAACAGAAAGAAAAAUGAAUUUUGAGAAAGCUAAUUAAUUCUGAUUGUCAUAAAUUGCAUUAGAAAGAGAAUAGUGUCAGAGCUCACAGUUUGAAAGAUUUCUUAAGAGGUUGUGAUACCUCAUGUUCACAUUUCUCCAAGCUUCUGAUGAACUCUAGGAAUGUGUCCUGUUUCUUAGAUGUUCUUUCUUUCCUGUUUUCCCCAUUUGGAUAUUUGUAAGCUUCUAAUUCAACUAGAUGCUGCUCUGUGCUCUGACAAACUUCCUUUUGCCUGAAAAUUUCUCAUGAUAAAGAUUUGAAGUUGGAUUAAACAAAUUGAUUUCCUACAUUCUUUAUUUCUUCAUUUAAACUAGGCUAUGUCAUCCAACUUCAUUAAAAUAAGAAGUGACAAAAUAUUGACUUACGUUCUAUUUUAAUGUAUAAUGUGUUUGUCUCAUAAUAUAAAAUACAUGCAAGACUUCCAUGAAAAACAAAAGAAAAAAUGUUUCUUUCACUUACAAUGCUGUUUUAUUUCAUAUUUUAAUUUUUACUACUACUUUAUACAGAGUAGGAAAUAAGUUAGCAGUAUACCAGUUUAAAUAAGGUAUUCUUUUACCAUAGAAAUAAAUUAAGAUAAUUUCUGUUAAGAAUAUGAUGAGUCAUCUCAUUUAUUUGUCUAGUAGCAUUGGACAUUAACUAAAUCCCAUUAUAUUUCAACUUCAAAAUAAUACAUUACCUUUUUCUGCCCUUUGUCCUACGUGGAGUUUCAUAGAACCAAUGAAUAUGUGGAUGUGGAUUUCUGAAUUCUGGUUUCAAAUAUAGAAUCAGCUUCAACAGGAUGUAAUUCCUGCCCACUUUGUCUUAAAAUUUGUUCAUACUACGAAAUGUCUGUCAAAUUGUACCUUUAAUGUACAUAUAGCUUUAGGUGACUAAAUUUUUUAAAGAAAAUUAUUAGAAACUCAAUUGAUGGGAUUUUUAAAAAAGAAUAAAUAUUAAAGGGUUUUUUUUAUUAUUAUUAAAUCAUAGCUGUGUACAUUAAUGGUAUCGUGGGGCACCAUACACUGGUUUUAUAGACCAUUUGACACAUUUUCAUCACACUGGUUAACAUAGCCUUCCUGGCAUUUUCUUAUUUAUUGUGUUAAGACAUUUACAUUCUACAUUUACUAAGUUUCAUAUGUACCCUUGUAAGAUGCACCACAGGUGUAAUCCCACCAAUCACCCUCCCUCCGCCCACCUCGCCCCCUUUCCCCCAAUAUUAAGGGUUUUGAAUGUUACCCCUUACAUCUAAAGGUUCAAGAUACUCUAACAUUGUUCAACUUUUCCAAAG
Messenger RNA from Nycticebus coucang (slow loris), 3508 nucleotides. It is a transcript of the gene OSTN, whose product is annotated as osteocrin. Bases 52 to 447 code for a protein of 131 amino acids. NCBI's taxonomy places the organism in Eukaryota, Metazoa, Chordata, Mammalia, Primates, Lorisidae. Gene Ontology annotation, molecular function: signaling receptor binding. Gene Ontology annotation, biological process: hormone-mediated signaling pathway. The record is from RefSeq and is a predicted model, not a curated record. The transcript is spliced from 5 exons.